CUGAAACAGGAAGCCAAAGGGUUUUUGAUCAGAGGAGUAACAUGAUCUGACUCAGCCUUUAAAAAGAUCACCCUGCUGCUGAGUUGAGAAGACAGUAAGAGACAUGAGGACUCAAGCAAGGAACCAGUUAGAAGGCUUUUGCCACAAUCCAGAGAAAGAUGCUGGUUGCAAGUUUUGGAGAUUCCUGUUUUUUAUGGAACACAGUUCUGUAAAAUUUUCAUAAGAUUCCUUGGCAAUAACAUACGCUUGUGAUGGACCCUAGAAAUACUGCUAUGUUAGGAUUGGGUUCUGAUUCCGAAGGUUUUUCAAGAAAGAGUCCUUCUGCCAUCAGUACUGGCACACUGGUCAGUAAGAGAGAAGUAGAGCUAGAGAAAAACACAAAGGAGGAAGAGGACCUUCGCAAACGGAAUUGGGAGAGAAACAUUGAAUCAGGGAAAGAUGAUGGUUUGACUGAUGCACAGCAACAGUUUUCAGUGAAAGAAACAAACUUUACUGAGGGAAAUUUAAAAUUGAAAAUUGGCCUUCAGGCUAAGAGAACUAAAAAACCUCCAAAAAACUUGGAGAACUAUGUAUGUCGACCUGCCAUAAAAACAACUAUCAAACACCCAAGGAAAGCACUUAAAAGUGGGAAAAUGACAGAUGAAAAGAAUGAACAUUGUCCUUCAAAACGGUGGUGGCUCCUUGAAUGUCCAGUGGUCUUUUUAGUUGUUGCAUUUCAUGAUCAACACAAAAAGUGCCUUAAAGGCAGCUCAAUAAGACUCGAAGAAAGAUCUGUAAGCAUAAAACAGGACCCUUCAAAGUUAUAUAAGAAAGCAGAUGAUGUUGCAGCCAUUGAAUGUCAGUCUGAAGAAAUCCUCCAUCUUCAUUCACAGGGAGAAAACAAUCCUUUAUCUAAGAAGCUAUCUCCAGUGCAUUCAGAAAUGGCAGAUUAUAUUAAUGCAACACCACCUACUUUUGUUGGUAGCCGGGAUCCUGAUAUAAAGGACAGAGCAUUACUUAAUGGAGGAACUAGUGUAACAGAAAAAUUGGCACAGCUCAUUGCUACUUGUCCUCCCUCCAAGUCUUCCAAGACAAAACCGAAGAAGUUAGGAACUGGCACUGCAGGAGGAUUGGUUAGCAAGGAUUUAAUCAGGAAAGCAGGUGUUGGCUCUGUAGCAGGAAUAAUACAUAAGGACUUAAUAAAAAAGCCAACUAUCAGCACAGCAGUUGGAUUGGUAACUAAAGAUCCUGGGAAAAAGCCAAUGUUUAAUGCAACAUUAGGAUUGGUCAAUAAGGACUCUGUGAAAAAACUGGGAACUAGCACCACAGCGGUAUUCAUUAAUAAAGACUUAGGCAAAAAGCCAGGAACUAUCACUACAGUAGGGCUGCUAAGCAAGGAUUCAGGAAAGAAGCUAGGAAUUGGUAUUGUUCCAGGGUUAGUGAAUAAGGAGUCUGGCAAGAAGUUAGGACUUGGCACUGUAGUUGGACUGGUUAAUAAAGACUUGGGGAAGAAAUUGGGUUCUACUGUUGGCCUAGUGGCCAAAGACUGUGCAAAGAAGAUUGUAGCAAGUUCAGCAUUGGGAUUGGCUAAUAAGGACAUUGGAAAGAAACUAAUGAGUUGUCCACUGGCAGGACUGGUGAGUAAAGAUGCCAUAAACCUUAAAGCCGAAGCACUGCUCUCCACUCAGGAACCACUUAAGGCUUCUUGUAGUACAACCAUCAGUAAUCAUGAAAAUCAGGAACUUUCUGAAUCCAUGAAAGACAAUGCCACCAGCAAAACUUUUGAGAAGAAUGUUACACGGCAGAAUAAAGAAAGCAUAUUGGAAAAGUUCUCAGUUCGAAAAGAAAUCAUUAAUUUGGAGAAAGAAAUGUUUAAUGAAGGAACAUGCAUUCAGCAAGACAGUUUCUCAUCUAGUGAAAGGGGAUCUUAUGAAACCUCAAAGCAUGAAAAGCAACCUCCCGUAUAUUGCACUUCUCCAGACUUUCAAAUGGGAGGUGCUUCUGAUGCAUCUACAGCUAAAUCCCCUUUUAGUGCAGUAGGAGAAAGCAGUCUCCCUUCCCCAUCACCUACUGUAUCUGUUAACCCUUUAAACAGAAGUCUCCCUGAAACUUCUUCACAGUUGGCUCCUCAUCCAUUACUUUUAAGUCCUACCACAGAACUAAUGGAAGAAAUUUCUGAAUCUGUUGGAAAGAACCAGUUUACUUCAGAGAGUUCCCAUUUGAAUGUUGGUCAUAGGUCAGUGGGUCAUAGCAUAAGUAUUGAAUGUAAAGGGAUUGAAAAAGACCUAAAUGAUUCAAAAACUACCCAUAUAGAUAUUCCAAGAAUAAGUUCUUCCCUUGGAAAAAAGCCAAGUUUGACUACUGAACCCAGUAUUCAUACUAUUACUCCUUCAGUUGUUAACUUCACUAGUUUAUUUAGUAACAAGCCUUUUCUAAAACUUGGUGCAGUAACUGCAUCAGACAAACACUGCCAAGUUGCUGAAAGCCUGAGUACUAGCUUGCAGUCCAAACCAUUAAAAAAAAGAAAAGGAAGAAAACCACGGUGGACUAAAGUGGUGGCAAGAAGCACAUGCCGGUCUCCAAAAGGGCUAGAAUUAGAAAGAUCAGAGCUUUUUAAAAAUGUUUCAUGUAGCUCACUAUCAAACAGUAAUUCUGAGCCAACCAAGUUUAUGAAAAACAUUGGACCACCUUCAUUCGUAGAUCAUGACUUCCUUAAACGCCGAUUGCCAAAGUUGAGCAAAUCUACAGCUCCAUCUCUUGCUCUCUUAACUGAUAGUGAAAAACCUCAUAAGUCCUUUGCUACUCACAAACUGACCUCUAGUAUGUGUGUCUCUAGUGACCUUUUGUCUGAUAUUUAUAAGCCGAAAAGAGGAAGACCUAAAUCUAAGGAAAUGCCUCAACUGGAAGGUCCACCUAAAAGAACUUUAAAAAUCCCCGCCUCUAAGGUUUUUUCUUUACAGUCUAAGGAAGAACAAGAACCCCCUAUUUUACAGCCAGAAAUUGAAAUUCCUUCCUUCAAACAAAGUCUCUCUGUGUCUCCUUUUCCAAAAAAGAGAGGCAGGCCUAAGAGGCAAAUGAGGUCACCAGUCAAGAUGAAGCCACCUGUACUAUCAGUGGCUCCAUUUGUUGCUUCUGAAAGCCCAAACAAGCUAGAGUCUGAAAGUGACAACCACAGAAGUGGUAGUGAUUUCUUUGAGAGCGAGGAUCAACUUCAGGAUCCAGAUGAUCUAGAUGACAGUCAUAGGCCAAGUGUCUGCAGUAUGAGUGACCUUGAGAUGGAACCAGAUAAAAAAAUUACUAAGAGAAACAAUGGGCAAUUGAUGAAAACAAUUAUCCGCAAAAUUAAUAAAAUGAAAACUUUAAAGAGAAAGAAACUGUUGAAUCAGAUUCUUUCAAGCUCUGUUGAAUCAAGUAAUAAAGGGAAAGUGCAAUCAAAACUCCAUAAUACAGUAUCAAGUCUUGCUGCCACGUUUGGCUCUAAACUGGGCCAACAGAUAAAUGUCAGUAAAAAAGGAACCAUUUACAUAGGAAAGAGAAGGGGUCGAAAACCAAAAACUGUCUUAAAUGGCAUUCUUUCGGGUAGCCCUACCAGCCUUGCUGUCCUUGAGCAAACAGCUCAGCAGGCGGCUGGGUCAGCAUUAGGACAGAUUCUUCCCCCUUUGCUGCCUUCAUCUGCUAGUGGUUCUGAGAUUCUCCCAUCACCUAUUUGCUCUCAAUCUUCUGGGACUAGUGGAGGUCAGAGCCCUGUAAGUAGUGAUGCAGGCUUUGUUGAACCCAGUUCGGUGCCAUAUUUGCAUUUACACUCCAGACAGGGCAGUAUGAUUCAAACUCUUGCUAUGAAGAAGGCCUCAAAGGGGAGGAGGCGGUUAUCUCCUCCUACUUUGUUGCCAAAUUCUCCUUCCCACUUGAGUGAACUCACAUCUCUCAAGGAAGCUACUCCUUCCCCAAUUAGUGAAUCUCAUAGUGAUGAGACCAUUCCCAGUGAUAGUGGAAUUGGAACAGAUAAUAACAGCACAUCAGACAGGGCAGAGAAAUUUUGUGGGCAAAAAAAGAGGAGGCAUUCUUUUGAGCAUGUUUCUCUGAUUCCCCCUGAAACCUCUACAGUUCUAAGCAGUCUUAAAGAAAAACAUAAACACAAAUGUAAGCGCAGGAAUCAUGAUUACCUCAGCUAUGACAAGAUGAAAAGGCAGAAACGAAAACGGAAAAAGAAAUAUCCCCAACUUCGAAAUAGACAGGAUCCAGACUUUAUCGCAGAACUGGAAGAACUAAUAAGUCGUUUAAGUGAAAUUCGGAUCACCCAUCGAAGUCAUCAUUUUAUCCCCCGAGAUCUUCUGCCAACUAUUUUCCGAAUCAACUUUAAUAGUUUCUAUACACAUCCUUCUUUUCCCUUAGACCCUUUGCACUACAUUCGAAAACCUGACUUAAAAAAGAAAAGAGGGAGACCCCCUAAGAUGAGGGAGGCAAUGGCUGAAAUGCCUUUUAUGCACAGCCUUAGUUUUCCUCUUUCUAGUACUGGAUUCUAUCCUUCUUAUGGCAUGCCUUAUUCUCCUUCACCCCUUACAGCUGCUCCCAUAGGAUUAGGUUACUAUGGAAGGUAUCCUCCCACUCUUUAUCCACCUCCUCCCUCUCCUUCUUUUACCACUCCACUUCCACCUCCUUCCUAUAUGCAUGCUGGUCAUUUACUUCUCAAUCCCACCAAAUACCAUAAGAAAAAGCAUAAGCUGCUUCGACAGGAGGCCUUUCUUACAACCAGCAGGACUCCCCUCCUCUCCAUGAGUACAUACCCCAGUGUUCCUCCUGAGAUGGCCUAUGGCUGGAUGGUCGAACACAAACAUAGGCACCGGCACAAACACAGAGAUCACCGUUCUUCUGAGCAACCCCAGGUUUCCAUGGAUACUGGCACAUCCAGAUCUGUCCUAGAGUCUCUGAAGCGCUAUAGAUUUGGAAAGGAUACUGUUGGAGAGCGUUACAAACAUAAGGAAAAGCACCGGUGUCACAUGUCCUGCCCUCACCUCUCUCCUUCAAAAAGCUUAAUAAAUAGAGAAGAACAGUGGGUCCACCGAGAGCCUUCAGAAUCUAGUCCAUUGGCCUUGGGAUUACAGACACCUUUACAGAUUGACUGUUCAGAAAGUUCUCCAAGUUUAUCACUUGGAGGAUUCACUCCCAACUCUGAGCCAGCCAGCAAUGAUGAGCAUACAAACCUUUUCACAAGUGCAAUAGGCAGCUGCAGAGUUUCAAACCAUAACUCCAGUGGCCGGAAGAAAUUAGCUGACAGCCCUGGACUCUUUUCUGCACAAGACACUUCACUAAAUCGGCCUCAUAGAAAGGAGCCACUCUCUUCCAAUGAAAGGGCAGUACAGACCUUGACAGGUUCCCAGCCAACCACAGAUAAACCAUCACAACGACUGUCAGAGAGCACAAACUGCAGCCCUACCCGGAAGAGGUCUUCAUCUGAGAGUACUUCUUCAACAGUAAAUGGAGUUCCCUCUCGGAGUCCAAGAUUGAUUGCUUCUGGGGAUGACUCUGUUGAUAGUCUACUGCAACGGAUGGUACAACAUGAGGAUCAAGAGCCCAUAGAGAAAAAUGAUGCUGUGAUCACAACUGCCUCUGUACCACCUCCUUCUAGUCCAGGCCGUAGUCACAGCAAGGAACGAACCCUGGGAAAACCAGACAGCCUUUUAGUGCCUGCAGUUCCAAGUGACUCUUGCAAUAAUAGCAUCUCACUCCUUUCUGAAAAGUUGACCGGUAGUUGUUCUCCCCUACAUAUUAAAAGAAGUGUAGUGGAAGCUAUGCAGCGUCAAGCUCGGAAAAUGUGCAAUUAUGACAAAAUCUUGGCCACCAAGAAAAACCUAGACCAUGUGAAUAAAAUUUUAAAAGCCAAAAAACUUCAAAGGCAGGCCAGGACAGGGAAUAACUUUGUGAAACGCAGACCAGGUCGACCUCGAAAAUGUCCCCUCCAGGCUGUGGUAUCAAUGCAAGCAUUCCAGGCUGCCCAUUUCAUCAGCCCAGAAUUGAAUGAAGAAGAAGGAGGACCACCACACUUAGGUCCUGAUACAGUUACAGAUGUGAUUGAGGCUGUUGUUCAGAGUGUAAAUCUAAACCCAGAACAUAAGAAGGGGUUGAAGAGGAAAACUUGGCUGUUGGAAGAACAGACCAGGAAAAAGCAGAAGCCAUUACCAGAGGAGGAAGAACAAGAGAGUAAUACAAGCUUUAAUGAAGCACCAGUUGAGAUUCCCAGUCCUCCUGAAACCCCAGCUAAACCUCCUGAACCUGAAAGUACCUUGCAGCCUGUGCUUUCUCUCAUUCCAAGGGAAAAGAAGGCCCCACGCCCCCCAAAGAAGAAGUAUCAGAAAGCAGGGCUGUAUUCUGACGUUUACAAAACUACAGACCCAAAGAGCCGAUUAAUCCAAUUAAAGAAAGAGAAGCUGGAGUAUACUCCAGGAGAGCAUGAAUAUGGAUUAUUCCCAGCCCCCAUUCAUGUUGGAAAGUAUCUAAGACAAAAGAGAAUUGACUUCCAGCUCCCUUAUGACAUUCUUUGGCAGUGGAAACACAAUCAGCUAUACAAAAAGCCAGAUGUCCCACUAUAUAAAAAAAUUCGUUCAAAUGUCUACGUUGAUGUCAAACCCCUUUCUGGUUACGAGGCUACCACCUGUAAUUGUAAGAAGCCAGAUGAUGACAGCAGGAAGGGCUGUGUGGAUGACUGCCUCAAUAGAAUGAUCUUUGCUGAGUGUUCCCCUAACACUUGCCCCUGUGGCGAACAAUGCUGUAACCAGAGGAUACAGAGACAUGAGUGGGUCCAAUGUCUGGAACGAUUUCGAGCUGAGGAAAAAGGGUGGGGAAUCAGAACCAAAGAACCCCUAAAAGCUGGACAGUUCAUCAUUGAAUAUCUAGGGGAAGUUGUCAGUGAACAGGAGUUCAGGAACAGGAUGAUUGAGCAGUAUCACAACCACAGUGAUCACUACUGUCUGAACCUGGAUAGCGGUAUGGUGAUUGACAGUUACCGCAUGGGAAAUGAGGCCCGAUUCAUCAAUCACAGCUGUGACCCAAAUUGUGAAAUGCAGAAAUGGUCUGUUAAUGGAGUAUACCGGAUUGGGCUAUAUGCUCUUAAGGAUAUGCCAGCUGGGACCGAACUCACUUAUGAUUACAACUUUCAUUCCUUCAAUGUUGAAAAACAGCAACUUUGUAAGUGUGGCUUUGAGAAAUGCCGAGGGAUCAUUGGAGGCAAGAGUCAACGCAUGAAUGGACUCUCCAGCAGCAAGAACAGCCAGCCUGUGGCCACACACAAAAAGUCUGGACGGUCAAAAGAGAAGAGAAAGUCUAAGCACAAGUUGAAGAAAAGGAGAGGCCAUCUCUCUGAGGAGCCCAGUGAAAAUAUCAACCCCCCAACAAGAAUGACACCCCAGUUGCAGAUGAAGCCAAUGUCCAAUCGAGAGAGGAACUUUGUAUUAAAGCAUCAUGUGUUCUUGGUCCGAAACUGGGAAAAGAUUCGUCAAAAACAGGAGGAAGUAAAACACACAAGUGAUAAUAUUCACUCAGCAUCAUUAUAUUCCCGCUGGAAUGGUAUCUGCCGAGACGAUGGGAAUAUCAAGUCUGAUGUCUUCAUGACCCAGUUCUCUGCCCUACAGACAGCUCGAUCUGUUCGAACGAGACGUUUGGCAGCUGCAGAGGAAAACAUUGAAGUGGCUCGAGCAGCCCGCCUUGCCCAAAUCUUCAAAGAGAUCUGUGAUGGUAUCAUCUCUUAUAAAGAUUCUUCCCGACAAGCACUGGCAGCUCCACUUUUGAACCUUCCCCCAAAGAAAAAGAAUGCUGAUUAUUAUGAGAAGAUCUCUGAUCCGCUAGACCUUAGCACUAUAGAGAAGCAGAUCCUCACCGGCUACUAUAAGACAGUUGAGGCUUUUGAUGCUGACAUGCUCAAAGUUUUUCGGAACGCAGAGAAAUACUAUGGGCGUAAAUCCCCAAUUGGGAGAGAUGUUUGCCGCCUACGAAAGGCCUAUUACAAUGCCCGACAUGAGGCAUCAGCCCAAAUUGAUGAGAUUGUGGGAGAGACAGCAAGUGAGGCAGACAGCAGUGAGACCUCAGUCUCUGAGAAGGAAAAUGGGCAUGAGAAGGAUGAUGAUGUUAUUCGCUGUAUCUGUGGCCUCUACAAGGAUGAAGGUCUCAUGAUCCAGUGUGACAAGUGCAUGGUGUGGCAGCACUGUGAUUGUAUGGGAGUGAGCUCAGAUGUGGAGCACUACCUGUGCGAGCAAUGUGAUCCAAGGCCUGUGGACAGGGAGGUACCCAUGAUCCCGCGGCCCCACUAUGCGCAACCUGGUUGUGUCUACUUCAUUUGUUUGCUCCGAGAUGACUUGCUGCUUCGUCAGGGUGAUUGUGUGUAUCUGAUGAGGGACAGUCGACGCACCCCCGAUGGCCACCCAGUCCGCCAGUCCUAUCGAUUGUUAUCUCACAUUAACCGAGAUAAACUUGACAUCUUCCGAAUUGAGAAGCUUUGGAAGAAUGAAAAAGAGGAACGGUUUGCCUUUGGUCACCAUUAUUUCCGUCCCCAUGAAACACACCACUCUCCAUCCCGUCGGUUCUAUCAUAAUGAACUAUUUCGGGUGCCGCUGUACGAGAUAAUUCCCUUAGAGGCUGUAGUGGGAACCUGCUGUGUGUUAGACCUUUAUACAUACUGUAAAGGGAGACCCAAAGGGGUGAAGGAGCAAGAUGUAUACAUCUGUGAUUACCGGCUUGACAAGUCAGCACACCUGUUUUAUAAAAUCCAUCGGAAUCGCUAUCCUGUCUGCACCAAACCCUAUGCCUUUGACCACUUCCCUAAGAAGCUCGCUCCCAAAAGAGAUUUCUCACCUCAUUAUGUUCCAGACAACUACAAGAGGAAUGGAGGGCGAUCAUCCUGGAAGUCUGAGCGCUCAAAACCACCCCUGAAAGAUCUGGUCCAGGAAGAUGAUGCUCUACCCUUGAUUGAAGAGGUUCUAGCCAGUCAAGAGCAAGCAGCCAAUGAGAUGCCUCACCUGGAGGAACGGGAAGGGACCACUGCUGAUGUCAUUGGGGGUGAAAAAAAAACAGAAGAAAGUAGUCAGGAACUCCAAUCAGCUUGUACCCCUGAGGAACGACGGCAUAACCAACGGGAACGACUCAACCAGAUUUUGCUCAAUCUCCUUGAAAAAAUCCCUGGAAAAAAUGCCAUUGAUGUGACCUACUUGUUGGAGGAAGGAUCAGGCAGGAAACUGCGAAGACGUACUUUGUUUAUCCCAGAAAACAGCUUUCGGAAGUGAUCCUAAAAGAAUGAGAACCUAAGGCAUCUGGGAUCCAGUGGAACUAAUCAGUCCUGCCUCCUGCUCUGUGGUGUAGAUGGGUGGGAAGGGUCCGUCCAGACACGGGGAAGGGAGCCUUGUUGUUGACAUUAGGUACUUACUACACUCUGGAGCUAGUGGAGAGGAAGAGAAAGGGGAUCUGUCCAAGACAGUUCAGUUUAAUUUUCCUUUCCAUUGCUUCACCUGAAGGGUUAAUAACAGAGGGAGGGAGGACCACACUGGGGAUGACCAGAACUGUUGGUACUUCAUAGCACUUGCCCCUCCCCCACAGCUCGGGAUUUUCCUGUGUCAUCCUCAGAUCCCACAGGCACUGCUGAGAGGCUGCUUUCUAUACCCAGGUGUAACUCAAAGUCUAAAAGGACAGGGCUGUACUCCCACUCCCACCCCCAACUGUGCUGUUGGCUCUAAGAGCUGCUCCAGAGACCUGUGACAGUACCAGAGGCCUCUUGCCAGACCAGUAAAGUUUCUCUCUCCUUUUUUGCCCAAGGUAGAGUAAAACAUAAGUUGACAGCUCAAAGCACUUGUCAUUGCUGCCCCCUCCCUACCUGUACUCCCCAAAAUGGAAUCAUAGAAUAGGGAAAGCCCCUAUGGGGUCAGAAGGGCACAGUACUUCUUAUAAUUAUUUUUGUUUUACUCUUUAUAACCUGUUGGACAUUUUUUUUUCUAAUGAGAAAGCCAGGCCCCCGCCAGUACACAUGCCAUUUUUGAUGUGCUGUGGUCCUAGUGUGUCUGCCGUGCUGUGCAAAUGGACUUAGUUGAAAAUAAAGUCUCUUUUUUUUUUUCUUUUUGGCGGUUUUUGGCCAGGGCUGGGUUUGAACCUGCCACCUCUGGCAUAUGGGGCCGGCACCCUGCCUUUGAGCCACAGGCACCACCUGAAAAUAAAGUCAUUUUAAAACAUACGUAACUAGAACUCUAAACUCUCCCCACUAACAAGUCACUACAUAACAUAAACUGUUCAGCAGUAUUCGCCUAUCAGAGUAUUUGUUGUGAGUGUAGAUUAUCAAUUGAAAACACUAAUCUUGUUUUCUUAAUUGUACAGUUUUCAGUGUCCAUUUCUUAAAGAGACAGUGUGCUCUUUUCGCCUCUCAACCCAACCACCAUCCCCCAUCCCGAGUGACUUCAUCAUCAGGUGUAUCCAGGGUGUCUCCUUCCUGUUCUCUUGACCAGAAGUCACCAGACUAUACUGUCUCUUUAAAAAUAAAAUUUAAAAAGCUUUGCUUUGUUGUCUCCUCAGACAUACAUAUGCAUAUACGUUUUAGAUGUUCUUAUAAAAGAUGGUUUUUAAAUGUGCCAAGUUGUGAGUGUAUAUAUAUAUAUGUGUGUGUGUGUGUGUGUGUAUAUAUAUAUAUAUCUGACGCGUGAUUGGUAAGCAAUACAAUAGUAAACAUGUCCCAUUACUCUUUUCUAAUAUUGGACCAAUGCUGUCCUAAUUGUACAUUUCCCCUCAUGAUGACGAUGCUCCGACUCAUUUGGGUAGAGUUGCUGACCACCUUCCAUUCCACUGAAUCUUUUUUUCUUUUUCUCCUUUGUCAUUCUUGAGGAAAAAACAAAACAAAAGAGAGAGGGGAUGCCAGUGAUCCCCUUCAGCAGAGAAAAAGCAAAAUAAAUAUUUUAUUAAAGAAAAAAGAGAAUUAAGAAAAUAGUUUGGAGUAUUUUCUUACUGUAGAGAAGCACUGUACAUUACUAAGAGACCCGGGUAUAAAGUACUCAAACAUGUGGAGGGGAGAGAUCGCAUGUCCAGACCCGUCUGGUUGCUUUUGUUUUUCAUUGCAGGGAGUGGGUGGGAGGGAGGGGGGACUAGGGGCACUUUGUGGGUCUCCUUUUAGUCAAAAGCAAGAAAAUGACAAGAAAGAGAUUAAAAUUCAAUGUUUCCUUUAUAGUGUUAAACACUAAAAUUUUAAAAAAGUUGAAAAAGAAAAAAAACUUUGUAAAAUGUAAGAACAGAAGCAAAAGACACUACGCUCUGUCAUUUUAUCUUUCUUUUGUUGAAAGACUAAAAACAAAUGUUUUUUAGACAAUCAAAUGUUAGGUAAGUGCAAAAACUUGUUUUUUCUUACUGGUGUAGAAAUUAAUGCCUUUUUUUAUUUUUCGGUUAUUUUAUAAUAACGAAAUAAAAAGAACCCCCCAGCUGCCAGGCGGGUUUCGGUGUUUGAAGUGCGCAGCAAAGCACUACAUCACUGCACAUAGGUACAGAGCUAGUCUGCAUGUCUGUAGGCCGUGUGAUUGCGGAAAACACAAAUGCUGCUAAUAUAUUUCCUUUUUACAGAAGCAUAUCUAAAUAGAUGAUUGUUUUGAUGUUAAUCUUUGUAAAUUAUGUAUUACCAAUUUUAACAUUGGAUGUAAUUGCAUAAAAAGCUUGCAUCUCAAUUCUUUAAAGUCUAGUAUUAAAAUGGAAAAAACUUUUCCUAA
This is a messenger RNA of Nycticebus coucang (slow loris), 11696 nucleotides long. RefSeq names its product ASH1 like histone lysine methyltransferase (gene ASH1L). Bases 252 to 9248 code for a protein of 2998 amino acids. Gene Ontology annotation, molecular function: protein binding; chromatin binding; histone methyltransferase activity. The transcript has 29 exons. The record is from RefSeq and is a predicted model, not a curated record. Lineage: Eukaryota; Metazoa; Chordata; Mammalia; Primates; Lorisidae. Gene Ontology annotation, cellular component: nucleus.